AUGGUCCGAGGCAUGGAUAGAGGAUUUCGUCGUGGAGGGGGACCUCCACGAUUCCAAAGAGAAGAAGGCCCACCAGACCAAGUCAUCGAAGUCGGCGAAGUUAUUCACUCUUCUGAAGGUAACCAGCUUCUCUGCAAAGCCACAAUUGACCAAGUCCCAUGGUUUUCUAAAGGCGUCUACCUAGAAAACAAAGCACAAAUCGGCAAAGUAGACGAAGUCCUCGGGCAAACUUUUGACUUUGUAAGCUUUAUUUAGAUGUUUAGCGUGCAACUGGACGAAAAUAUGAAGGCAGAGAGCUUUGAAAAGGGCACAAAAGUCUAUAUGAGUCCUGCAUUUCUGUUUCCAAUGGCAAAAUUCACCAGUCCGCCUACAGCUAAAGCUGGUGGAGGCAGAGGACGUGGCGGAAGAGGCGGCAGAGGUGGAAGAGGAGGAUCAUUCAGAGGAGGUGACAGAGGUGGAAGAGGAGGAUCAUUCAGAGGUGGAAGAGGAGACUCAAGAGGAGGAAGAAGAGGAGGGUUUAGACGAUUUUAA
Molecule: messenger RNA, 531 nt
Organism: Blepharisma stoltei
Lineage: Eukaryota; Ciliophora; Heterotrichea; Heterotrichida; Blepharismidae
Source: the annotation of a GenBank genome assembly